This is a messenger RNA of Laetiporus sulphureus 93-53, 3230 nucleotides long. Its product is annotated as Pkinase-domain-containing protein. The transcript has 4 exons. The record is from RefSeq and is a predicted model, not a curated record. Bases 185 to 3010 code for a protein of 941 amino acids. Gene Ontology annotation, molecular function: protein kinase activity; ATP binding. Gene Ontology annotation, biological process: protein phosphorylation. Lineage: Eukaryota; Fungi; Basidiomycota; Agaricomycetes; Polyporales; Laetiporaceae.
AUUGACCAACGAGCACAGGCCUGCUGAUGUCUCGUCUCGCCGUUCUUUUGUGUUGUCUGUCGGCAGCUGCUCUUUGAAUGCUCUUCCAUGAUUCUCCACGCGUUCACCUGCCCUGAUCCUCACCGUCAUUCGCUCCUUGUCACCACCACGGUCUUGCUACCAUCUGCGUCUGAAGUCCCUUGCUAUGCCCCAACCUUCCGUCCAUCAGCUGUACAAACGCUUGGAGACAGUCGGUAAAGGCGCUUAUGGCUCUGUGCACAAAGGAGAGGAGAUUACGACUGGAAAUGUCGUUGCUCUGAAAAUCAUAAAUCUAGACACUGAAGAUGACGAUGUGGGCGACAUUCAGCGCGAAGUCGCACUCUUGACACAGCUGCGGGACGCGCCAAAUGUCACACGAUACUAUGGUUGCUUUCUGGAUGGUCCUCGAGUCUGGAUUGUCAUGGAGUAUGCUCAGGGAGGCAGCGUCCGCACGCUCAUGAAGGCUUGUAAAGACGGCGUUCUCGAGGAGAAGUACGUCUCUGUGAUCACAAGGGAGGUUCUCAUGGGCUUGAGCUAUCUGCACAAAUCUGCGAUUAUUCAUCGUGACCUCAAAGCCGCCAACAUCCUCAUAACUGCAGCAGGAAGGGUGAUGAUAUGCGAUUUCGGCGUGUCUGCACUCCUCGUGACCGCCUCUAGUAAACGAAACACUUUGGUUGGUACACCACAUUGGAUGGCUCCCGAAGUAGCGAAUGCCUCGGCGUACGACACAAAAGCUGAUAUCUGGAGCCUGGGCAUCAUGAUUUACGAGAUGAAUAAAGGGAGCGCGCCUAAUUCACAUGUUGUGGACCAAGCAAAACUUAUUCAAAUGAUCCCCCGAAUGAAACCGCCACGAUUAAUAGAGGGUGAGGGGAGCAAAGAACUGCGCGAAUUUGUCUCACACUGCUUGAGAGAAUUGCCGAACGACCGUCUGACUGCUGACGAGCUGUCCAAGACAAAAUGGAUUAAAUCUAUUGCGAAAGUUCCCAUAAUGACGCUCAAGGAUCUUAUUCUUCGAUACGAUGCCUGGCAGCAGAGCGGUGGUUCCAGAGCAAGUGUGGCUGGUCGACUCCCAUGGGAAGAGGAAGAGGAACGAGAUUCUCAGCCCCCAGUGGAUUUGGAGGACGAGAAUCCAUGGGAGUUUGACACCGUACGUGGGCGCCCAUCCAUUGAUUCAGGGAGGACGAGCUCGGAAUAUGGUCUUCUGGCUACCCCAGACGAUGAGACCCCAUCAGCAUUUCCAACUGUGAGACCUUCUGCCGCUUCAAAAGUUCCUCCUACUCUGCGCAGGCUUUUCGAGGACGAGAGUGCAGCUUCAGACCCUUUCCGGAUGCCAGGUUUUGGACCUCCGCACAGCGAGCUGCAAAUCAACACGCCCCCACUGCUUCCUCCCAGCUCUCAAUUACGUGUCCGGAGUCGGUCUGGAGUGAGGAUGCCGCUAUCCGCUGAUUCCGCCGGAGCCGAGCCGGACACAGCGAAACAGUCUGACUUUGUCUUCCCUCCGCGGACUUCUACACCACGGAGUAAAUCCAAGUUGCCUCCGUUGCCUCCCAAUGACGAUGAGGAUGAUCGCGAUCGGCUGCCCCCUCUUGGUCCUGGAAUCCCGAUAGGCAAAAGACCAGAGGGACCAGCGAGUAGUGGGCUAGGGUACACCGCUCAAUCUGGGAGAUCGAUACCGAGCUAUCGCGAAGUCCGUUCGAAUCGCGGCCCUCCUGAUAUAGAGAUCCCAGCACCUCCGAAGAAGUCUUCGCUUGACUUGGCCAUUGAAGGCUCCACUCCUCCGAUCGUGUUGUCGUCGUCUUCUCCAGAACAUCCUCCCAUUCCUCCUGAGAAGCCCAAUAUCUUUCGUAAACGUUCUCGGAGUACCGCUGCAGGAAGUUCGUCGUCAGUAUUACGGUCGCAUCGCACUGAGCGCACUCCUCCUCCAUCUGCAGGAUUCCGGUUUCCUGCAACGCCAGGGUCGGGAGGUGGGCGGCUCGUCGAUUCCCCCCUUCCGACGCCCGAGAUCUUCAGAGGACAUAAUCGCGCAUCUCCGAGCCAUGCAAGCGUAUCUACUAUUUCCACGAUGUCCUCUGGUGCACACCAGUUCACACAAUCUCUGGAUGCUCGCGUUCUUCCGAGACGGGUGCCCUCCCCGACGCAAGUCCCCACCCCACCCUUGCUGGGUCGUGCCCAUUCGGCGAUGGCAGCACCGGAGGCUACUGCAGAGUCUAGUUCGGCUUCAGUAGCACGCAAGCCUAGCUUGAACCGCCUGGCAUCAGUGGCUGUGAUGGAGAACGUACACAAAGCCUUGCCACCGCUUGUAAGACCGUUUGCGCGCAAUCGGGAGGCGCGGAGUGGGAGUUUGGCGGAAUCAUCUUUUCAUGGUCCAUCGGUCCCACUUCCUGGCCUCAAGGACGUGCUGAAGAUCCCAACCCUCACAUCGGAGCACAAGCUGGGAAUGCCCGAUUUGCUUCCUCCAUCGCCUUCCAUCACACAGCCCCCUCGAGCAGCCCCGUCGCCAAGCCCAUUUAGCUAUACACAUGUAGACACAGGACACUCUCGAUCACUCCCGCUCGCAAACUCGGCGGCUUCCUCUUCAACCACCUCUCUCAGCUCGCUAUCAUCACAAAUGAAUAAUUCUAUCAGUGAAGGGCGCGUGGGCACAAGCGAUUCUUCUACCUCUUAUACACAAUCCCAUUCGCGGUCUCUUUCUCAUAACGGCACAUCUCAGUCGUUCCCCGGCCCUUUGUUCGACCUUAUUGGGCCUCCUAUACGGCCUCUGGAUUUUGGUUCGUUGGUCACAUCCCACGAAGCCACGCACGCUGCACUGGCGCAAACGGUGGAUGACCUCGCGCAGUGGCUGUCUCUGGUCGAAAUCGGGCUCACACACAUGUUGGACAGAGCGACCGAGGCAACUAUUGAGGAAGAGCAAGAACAGGAGAUACCAGAUGGUGAAGGUGCUGACCUUGUGAACCCAUAUCCGGCGCUGGUCGCUGGCGAACCAUCAUCAUAACAUUGGACUAAUUUUCGUACACUGUGGCUCGUGCUCGGACACAAUAAUGCGAUCUGUAAUGCAUAACAAUAAUCUAGUCCGUGGUUGCAUUUGUCCAAUCUCAUAUGUACAUGUCUCGCUCGUAAUCAUAACAAUGGACGAUGUUUUCACACAGCAUCUAGCGGAGCUCUACUACAGCCCACAAAGACAUCGAUAACAACAGGCGAAAAGAUGGAUGACU